AAAAUGGCGCCUGGUCGAAAACGUGAUCGAAGGAAAGGAAAAGAAGGGAAUGGCAGUUUUUCGCUCAAUGCAAAGUCUGCAGUCAUUAAAGGGAGUAGUGGUUCGAACACGAAGAAAGCAAAGGAUAAGGCUGUCCCCAAAGGAAAGUUGAAGGAUCAAACUACAAAAUGGAUAGAAGAUGUCAACAAAAGCUUUAAUGAGCUACAGCCCAAAUUAGCAGAAGAUCAUGCACUUGAAAAAAUAGCUGGUCAAAGAGAACCAAAAACAUGUCAAAAGAAGGAACAAAGAAUGCAAAGCCUGAAAUCCGACAUUACAGAUGAAGAAGUAUCUAACACAAUAACAAAUAUGGCAAAUCUUUUAGAACAGACUUGAUGAAACUGCUAUUCAGCAGUGAUACACCACAGGAAAUCUCAUAAUGUUCAUCCUUUCACACGUCACCAUGAAAUGUUUUCAAAAACAGGCAUACUUCCAGACCUUGGAGCAUUAAUAGACCUCUUCGGCUUGGGGUAAUGUUUUCCCAUUCCAGACCAUGUGUCAUUCCCUUGAGAAUAAGAUUCUUUGUUUGAGCUGUAUCCAUAUUCAUGUGUCUUCUCAUGUGCAACCGAGCGCAAACCUUAAACAAAGAAAUGAUACUCUAGGGAAUGRCAUGUGGCCUGAAAUGGGAAAACAUUAAGUCAGAGCYGAAGAGGUCUAUUCUACCAGGGGUGGUAAGGAGAUUUUGCAUCAAAUGUAAUUAAGAAUGACACAUGAAGACUGACAGUUAAACAUGAUUUUACACUAACAUUAUAGUAAAAUAUUCAACAUUUUAACAAUUUUCUGAGAUAAAAUAUGAAUAUUUUGAUCUGUU
Molecule: messenger RNA, 847 nt
Organism: Actinia tenebrosa (Australian red waratah sea anemone)
Lineage: Eukaryota; Metazoa; Cnidaria; Anthozoa; Actiniaria; Actiniidae
Source: RefSeq, a predicted model, not a curated record